CCUUCUACUCAGUGCCCGGGUGCACCCACUCCAUGGCCCCCGAGAUGGACCAGCUCUACAGGUCCACCAUGGCCAUCUACAAGAGCAUUAUGGAGCAGUUCAACCCCGCCCUGGAGAACCUGGUGUACCUGGGGAACAACUACCUCCGGGCCUUCCACGCUCUGUCUGAGGCGGCAGAAGUGUACUUCAACGCCAUCCAGAAGAUCGGGGAGCAGGCCCUGCAGAGUUCCACCUCGCAGAUUCUGGGUGAGAUCUUGGUGCAGAUGUCCGACACCCAGCGGCACUUGAACUCUGACCUGGAGGUGGUGGUGCAGACAUUCCAUGGAGACCUGCUGCAGCACAUGGAGAAGAACACCAAGCUGGACAUGCAGUUCAUCAAAGACAGCCGCCAGCACUACGAGAUGGAGUACCGCCACCGAGCCGCCAACCUGGAGAAGUGCAUGUCCCAGCUGUGGCGUAUGGAGCGCAAGAGGGACAAGAAUGCGCGGGAGAUGAAGGAGAGCGUGAACCGGCUGCACGCGCAGAUGCAGGCCUUCGUGUCUGAGAGUCAGCGGGCAGCUGAACUGGAAGAGAAGCGGCGCUACCGCUUCCUGGCUGAGAAGCACCUGCUGCUUUCCAAUACCUUCCUGCAGUUUUUUGGCCGGGCCCGCGGGAUGCUCCAGAACCGCGUGCUGCUGUGGAAGGAGCAGUCGGAGGCCAGCCGCAAUCCGUCGCGUGCCCACUCCCCGGGCCUGCUGGGCCCCGUGCUGGGGCCGCCCUACCCCUCGGGCCGCCUGACGCCCACCCGCCUGGACAUGCCCCAGAGGCCUCUGGGAGAGUUCGGCUCCCCACGCAGCCGGCACGGCUCCGGCUCCCACGGCCCGGAGCCCAUUGAGGCGAGAUCCGCGUCCCAGCUGGAGCCAGACCGCCGGUCCCUGCCCCGGACGCCGUCCGCCUCCUCGCUCUACAGCAGCAGCACCGAGCGCUCGCGCUCCAACUCUUUCGGCGAGCGCCCGGGCUGCAGGGGCGGCGGCGGCGCCCGGCGAGUUCGCGCCCUGGUCUCCCACUCGGAGGGCGCCAACCACACGCUGCUGCGUUUCUCGGCCGGAGACGUUGUGGAGGUGCUGGUGCCGGAGGCCCAGAACGGCUGGCUCUAUGGCAAGCUGGAGGGCUCAUCCACGAGCGGCUGGUUCCCCGAGGCCUAUGUGAAGCCUUUGGAGGAGCUGCCCAUGAAUCCCGUGAACCCCUUGAACCCCGUGACCUCCAUGAAUCCCACGAACCCCUUGAACCCAGUGACGUCCGUGAACCCCAUGAGCCCUAUGAAUGAGCUGCCUUCCAGGUCCUACCCACUCCGGGGCAGCCACAGCCUUGAUGACCUCCUGGACCGGCCAGGCAACUCCGCAGCUUCCUCAGACUACUGGGAUGGCCAGUCCCGCUCCCGAACCCCAAGCCGGGUCCCGAGCCGCACCCCCAGCCCCGCACCUACACCCUUGCCUGGCAGCCGCCGAAGUAGCAUGGGCAGCAUGGGGGCGGCCAGUGACAUCAAGAAACUCAUGUCCUGGGAGCAGCAACCCCCAGAGCUCUUCCCUCGGGGCACAAACCCCUUUGCCACCGUAAAGCUGCGUCCCACCAUCACCAAUGACCGCUCAGCGCCCCUCAUCCGCUGAGGUGCCUUCCUCCACCAGGGGUCUGAGGUCGUCCCCCCGACACCUGCCCAGGGGCUGCCCAGAGCUGGCGGCAGCAGAAGCAGCAGCAGUGGAUCCAAGGAGCCGGGGCCCUGGUACCGGGGGCAGCUGCCCUUCCCCAGACCACCCCCCAGCCUGAGCAGUUCCAAAGGCACUGGCCUGGGGUCUGGGGACUUCAAAAUAAAGCAGCCGGAAGUGGGGGACAGAACCAUUUCUUCCCCUCCAGGGGCCCCGGACUCUCCCUGGGGGCCUGCCUCAUGCCCCCCAACCUCUUUCCCCCUUCUCUGUCCCAGUGGGGAGGAGCCCCUUGCACACCCCCUCCCCUGCCCCACACACCUCCCCUGUUUAACUUUUGUAAACGGUGAGAAAUAAAGCAAGUGAGACACGGCA
Balaenoptera musculus (blue whale) is the source of this 2054-nucleotide messenger RNA. It is a transcript of the gene BAIAP2L2, whose product is annotated as BAR/IMD domain containing adaptor protein 2 like 2. Lineage: Eukaryota; Metazoa; Chordata; Mammalia; Artiodactyla; Balaenopteridae. Gene Ontology annotation, cellular component: nucleoplasm; cytosol. The record is from RefSeq and is a predicted model, not a curated record. The coding region runs from base 33 to 1646 and encodes 537 amino acids. Gene Ontology annotation, biological process: plasma membrane organization; actin filament bundle assembly; actin crosslink formation. The transcript has 14 exons. Gene Ontology annotation, molecular function: protein binding.